Messenger RNA from Cetraspora pellucida, 764 nucleotides. The record is from the annotation of a GenBank genome assembly. NCBI's taxonomy places the organism in Eukaryota, Fungi, Glomeromycota, Glomeromycetes, Diversisporales, Gigasporaceae.
AUGGCUCACCCACUUUUCAUAAAAGUCUUAAACGUAUUAUCUUACAUUUUUUUUUUAACUGCGAAUAUUUAUUCUGUUUUCGAAGGCGAUGGGAGUCAAUCUCCUUAUCAUGGAUCCCACAAAACUUACAUCUCUCCAGCUCCUUUUGUUUUUGGUGUUUGGGGUCUUAUUCACUUUUUAUUAGGAGGCUUUGUUAUUUAUCAAUUCUUUCCUGCUGCGAAUGAUGUCGUUGUUGAUGGUAUCCAUUGGCACUUUAUCGGAAUCUCGCUACUUAAUGGUUUGUGGUUAGCUUCAUGGGAAGCCAAUUAUCUAAUUAUUUCAUUCAUUGCCAUCUUACUCACAUCUGGCCAAAUUUCCUACGUCUACGCCAUGCUCAAAAGGCAACAAUUUGCACCUGCAAAUUUGGUCGACAAACUUUUGAUCCAUGUUCCUUUCUCUUUAUAUCAUGCAUGGAUUGCCGUGAUUCUAGUACUUAGUGUUUUCGCUAUCAUCACUCCUGAAAAAACUGAUGAUGAGCCGAUCGUUCUUGUUAAAAUAGUUGUUGUAAUCGCAUUACUUAUACUUAAAGGCCUAUCUGCUACUUACAUUGAAGCUGGUAAUGAUAUUGCUGGUGCUAGCGUCAUUGCCUGGACCUUAGUUGGUAUUUUUGUCGAGCAAGAAGAUCCAGUUAUCCAUUGGUCUGCUCUCAUUCUUGUCAUCUUUUCAACAAUUCAUAUCAUCAUAGGUAUUGUUAAUCUUUUCCGUAAAAACAGAGGAAGCGAAGA